AUGUGUGAUUUUUCUGCUGUACAAAGAAGUUCUUCCAAGAGACAGAAUACUGGUGAUGAUUGUGGCCUGGGAUCGAUCCAGAUCAAGAGACAUGAUUCAGAAAAGGGUUCUAGCGACCUUGGAACAUUGCAAUUCAAUGGAAUUUCAGCUGGAGAACUUUGCGAUCGUUUGAGGUCGCACCUUUCAACCCCACUGCCUGCGUGCGAUCAAAUGUUUCCGUGGCUACACAGUUAUUCGACAUCGGCACCGCCUAGCUUUCCGAGUGCCGUUUCCAUUGUACGUUCACAGCCAAUGUGUGAAGGCUGGAUUCAAAAUUCUGGUAUUCUACGGUGCUCAAUGGAUCCUCACGACUUCCUGAUGAAUUGGAGUGCUGAAAAAGCUCAGCCGUUCCAUCACUCGGAUAGGGCCGCAGCAGAGCUCAUCUUGAAGAACGUGAUAAGGGAAGAACUCUCAAAGGUGAAUGAGUCAGUAGUAGAGCAAGAUCUGAAUGAUGUGGUUCGCUUAUGUUCUCAGUAUGGCGUUUUGCCCUUUCUGAUGACAGACGCACUCACUAGGCAGACCUACGCUCUGAAAAAAAGACCUGAGGUAUCAAACAGUCGCGAUGUGGCUGUUAUUCAUGCGCCGAAGCAGCCUGGCUCUUUCAGAAGAUUUGAUAUUCAACCAUCGAAGAUGGUCGAAAUGUCACCAAUCAUAGUUGUGUACUGCUUUGUCGCGCAAGAUUGCCAUGAUUUUACCAAGCAUCCAUGUCAGAGAUGCUACCAGCUGGCUAAAGUCUUGAACAUUGCUCUGAAGUUGGUUCGGAGGAAUUAUCCUGCGGCACAGUUGGCUAGCACGGAAAUCAGGAUUUUACAGUACUCAUCACUUGAAGAGAUUCCAAAGUCGCUAAUAGGCACGGUGCCCAUGAAGUCGUCAACUUUGAAGAAACAUGCUCCAGAGCAACUCGUAUCGCAUUUCGAUGUCGUAUCUUUUAACAACUGGGAUAGGGACCUGCUCUACCGUGAGAAGCUGGAGAUGUCAAAAAUGUCUUCUGCCUCGCACGUUGGAAGCUCUGUGUGGUGCGGGAACUCUACUGACUACCAGGUUUAUAAGCUGCUAAAGAAAUGUCGAAAGGCCAAUAGCAUGACCAUCCGUGGGCAACCGUCUUCCUCCUUCGAGAGUGGCUCGAUCGUGAAGUUGGACAAUCUAAAAUUCAAUCCUGAUAAGCUGGAUCUUAUCGACUCGAAAUUUUUUGACAUACCUGAACCAGAGAGGAACUGGAGUUUGAUGAUAAGGUGCGUAGAAAGUGUAGGCCUGCCGUCAUUAGAGAAAUUGUGGGAGUGUUUUUUAAACGUCUCCCAAAGCGACAGCACAAAUCCGGCAGAGAUUAGCUUUCCCAGCUCCGGUACUAUAACACUCGGUUCUCUUAAUAUCAAUCUGGUUAAAAUCAUUCUCAACACCUGCUACAUCAUCCAUCGAGUGUCUAUGCUAAAAAGUAGCGAAAUUUUAAUGUACUGUUCAGAUGGCUACACAGAGACUGCCUUUCUAUUAGUGUCUUACCUGAUAUUCUUCUGGGAUUUGCCUUUGGAGGAAGUUUUAAUAAGACUGCAUUGCGAAUAUCAACGUCCAUUUUUUUUAUUCCAUAUGGAUUUACAGGUAUUGGGACAUUUACAAACUUUGCUGAGAACUUUCAGCCCUAAGAGAAAAGAGAACCUUCCUUACUACGAAACAAGUGCCGACAAGGGCUUCGAACCACUUGAUAUAACUCCGGAGAUGUUCAGCAAAAUCUUCCUUUUCAGAAUACCGCCUGGCUCUGAUUUUUCUAACCUUAAGGGACCUCUUCCGUCGCGGAUUCUGCCGCACAUGUAUCUGGGAUCUCUAGAACAUGCUCAUUCUCCUGAUUUGUUGAAGAAACUUGGCAUCAAUUAUAUCGUUUCCGUCGGGGAACACCUUUCCUGGGCCGAGAGCACUAAUUCAAGAAGUAGGGCGUCAUCUUCACCAAUACUAGCAUCGACAUCAGCAUCAAAAGUGACGGGUGGCUAUCAAGCACGCCCCCGUGGAUAUACAGUUGAAACUCAAACUAAAGCCAGCCUGCACGAUCAUAGCGACAGCUCAUUCGAUAUUUUCGAGAAGGACGACUUCAAGAUUUUGAGAAUUAUGAACCUAGGCGAUAAUGGUAAAGAUACUCUCACUCAUCAGUUGGAACAUGUUUUAUCCUUUAUUGAUGAUUGCUAUAGAGCAAACGGUAAAGUUUUGGUGCAUUGCAUGGUCGGGGUGUCGAGAUCGGCCACAGUUUGCAUAGCGGAAUGCAUGAAGCGUUUACGGUGUGACGUUUUGAGGGCUUACUUGUUUGUGAGAGUCAGACGGCUGAAUGUCAUUAUUCAGCCCAAUCUUAUGUUCAUGUAUGAAUUACUGAAGUGGCAGGAACAACAAUUGCAUCAAAGGGAGAUUGAUUGGCACAUUCUCUGUAGGUCGAUAUCGGAGCUGAAUACGAACUAUAUCUGA
Messenger RNA from Torulaspora globosa, 2481 nucleotides. RefSeq names its product tyrosine/serine/threonine protein phosphatase PPS1 (gene PPS1). Gene Ontology annotation, molecular function: protein tyrosine/serine/threonine phosphatase activity. The record is from RefSeq and is a predicted model, not a curated record. Bases 1 to 2481 code for a protein of 826 amino acids. Gene Ontology annotation, biological process: protein dephosphorylation; nuclear DNA replication. Lineage: Eukaryota; Fungi; Ascomycota; Saccharomycetes; Saccharomycetales; Saccharomycetaceae. The transcript has a single exon.